Molecule: messenger RNA, 4589 nt
Organism: Spodoptera frugiperda (fall armyworm)
Lineage: Eukaryota; Metazoa; Arthropoda; Insecta; Lepidoptera; Noctuidae
Gene: Not11
Product: CCR4-NOT transcription complex subunit 11
Exons: 10
Coding region: 153-1583 (476 amino acids)
Biological process (GO): negative regulation of translation; mRNA catabolic process
Cellular component (GO): CCR4-NOT complex
Source: RefSeq, a predicted model, not a curated record
CUCUAUGCUUUGUUGUCAUUCAUUUUGUCCAUCUGUGAUUUUGUCAAAGCUGACGCUUGAAAGCUUGACGUUUGAAUGUUUUCAAAAUAUUUUGCACAUAAUCUGGAUAAACAAUAAUAAAAUCGCCAUAAAAUAGUGAAUAUUUUGCUAAAAUGUCGCAGCAUUUAGUGAAUGAAAACAGUAAAUACAUUCUGGACCUAUUUUCGGAACAAACUGUUGACCAACAAACAUUAGAUUCUAUAUGUACCCAGGUUCAGAAGAAGUUCCCUAAAUCGGACCAUUUUAAUUUAUGUCUCCUCCUGUCAUCAUUGAUAACCGGUGGGGAUCUCUCCCUGCCUGGACAGCGAGUGGUGGCUCUAGCCAUCAUCUUUGAUAUCUACAAGUUAGACAAUCCAUUUGCUUCCUUGUUCCUACACCUGUUAGAAGGGAAGGCUGGCCUCCUUCCACUGUCUCCGCAGGAGAGACUGCUGAUUGGACAGCUGCAUGGAUUUCUACCAGUCAAUAUUAAAGAUGUUAUGAAGAAGUCAGCAAAGCAGGUGAUGCUGACAGAGGUGGCUCCGAAGGACCUGGAGUUUGAUUACUCAUCACUACAGACCUUAGUUGCGGAGAGGGUUGCAGACAUGAGCUCCAUGGCGAGAGCGGCGGCGCCGGCGCUGAUACCGCUUAGUGAUGGGAGUCCACCAAACCGUAUGGCGAUGAAGGAACUGCUGGAGAACCUGAUUUCCAACGACUACAUGCCCCUCCACCGCACAUUGAAGGCAUCAGGACCUAUCCCACUGCCCACCUUUUUGAUGGAUACAGCCGAGAUUACUGCUGAUAAGGCGGUAUGGAAGUGCCUGGUAAACCGUGGAGCGUACAUCCCGCUGUACGACACGGACUACGAGGGGCUCGUGGGGCUCCGGCCUGAGAAACUCGACAGGAGGCAACACACGACACAGCCACAUAAGCCUAAAGAAGAGAAAAAAGAGAAACCAGAAGAGAAGAAAGUGGAAGAGAAGGAGGGUGUGAAGGCGGCCACCGAGGCCAAGGAGCUGACGGCGCUGGCGCUGCGCGGCGCGCUCAGCGUGCCCCACCAGCAGAGGCUGCUGGCGCUGCUGGACCACGAGCCCAACAUCGUGUAUGAAAUUGGGAUCACGCCGAACCAGUUACCAGAGCUGGUGGAGAACAACCCGAUGGUGGCCAUAUCGGUGCUGCUGAAGCUGAUCCACUCGCAACACAUCACCGAGUACUUCAGUGUACUCGUCAACAUGGAGAUGUCACUACACUCCAUGGAGGUGGUGAACAGACUGACGACAUCAGUAGACCUGCCGGUGGAGUUCGUGCACCUGUACAUCAGCAACUGUAUCUCUACGUGCGAGACUAUCAGGGACCGGUACAUGCAGAACCGGCUCGUGAGACUCGUCUGCGUCUUCCUACAGUCUCUGAUUAGGAACAAGAUUAUUAAUGUUAAGGAACUAUUUAUAGAAGUGGAAGCGUUCUGCGUGGAAUUCUCUCGCAUCAGAGAGGCUGCGGCCUUGUUCCGGCUGCUAAAGCAACUCGACUCGGGAGACGGACUGGCACACAAGGAGGCCAAGGAUAACUAGCAUCUCACUAUACAAGCGUAUAAUAAAUACGCAUAGAUUUAAACAUAUACCAUGAACAUUAUAUAUCAUCAUCAUCAUUAUCAUCAGCCUGUUCUCGUCCACUGCUGGACCUUAUAUAAGUAAACAAAAUUAUUCUUAUUAUAAUAAUUCUCUGUAGUUUUUAUAUGUGCAGAUGUUUGUAUGUUAAGGUAUCCUAAUAUUAUUUUUUUACAACAUUGCCCCACACUGGUCUUCUCUCUUGUAUCAUCGGACAUUCAGACCUGGAAAAACAAUUUGUGGAUGACACAAAAAGUUGCUUCGUACGGGAGUCGAACCCGCUACACAUUGCGCGGCAGUCGGUUGCCCAGCCACCGCGUUAACUGCAGUCUUUCUUUAGAUUUUUGCCUCUUUGGUGAAAUGGUCGCAAGCGCACCACUUCUCAAUAGUCGAUAGUCGCGCGAUGAUCUAACUACAUAAGUUUUGUUUUUCGAGAAUUCUAGCCUAAAUUGCAUAAACUAACCUUACAGAAUUGCAAAGUUCAUAAUAUUGGGUAUCUUAGUGUACCGGCACUGUCUCUAAAAGUUUCUAUAAUAAAUAAAUGUUAUGUAGUAGAUUUAAACAGUUGUAUAUUACACUGUAUAAGAUAAUUAGCUAAUUAAAAUACUUUACUAUAAGGAUAUUGACAAGUGGUCAAAUUCUAAAACUAUUUUUCUAAAUAUCACUUGAUUUUUAUAUCAAGUAAGCCUAUUAUUAUAUCACUAUCCAUGUUUUCUCACAAAUUUAUUGAAAUAUUUAUCACACUAUAAUAUUAUAAAUGUGAAAGUUUGUUUGUUUGGAUGUUUGUUCGUCAAUCAUGCUGUAACUACUGAACGGAUUUUGAUGAAAUUUGUUAUACAGAUAGGGUAUGAGCUAACUUGGGUGAAAAGAUCCGUUUUUUCUGCCGCUGCCGCUGGCAGAAGCUAGUUAUUUAAUAAAUAAAAGUAAUAUCAAAAUAGUGAGCAGUAUAGCAAUGUGGUUGCUUUCUAUUAUAUGGAACUUAUAAUUUGUGAAAAGUAGGUGUUACAUUUAAUAUUUUCACAUGUGCCUGCCUAUCUCUGUGAGGAAUAAAGGCGUAACGUGCUGUUAAGUAAUAAUAAUAUUAUUGAAUUAAACUAAUAGUGUAAUAAUAACCAAUUUUUAUAUAAAAAAACUGCAAUACAAAGUAUAAUUUUAGGUAAACUUUGCUAUGAUAGAUAUUCCACUACUGAAGUUGUAUUUGUAAAAUAAUAAAAAAGAUAAGUAACCUAUUAGUUACCAGAUCGGUUAAAAGUAGUUCAGUUAUAUAAUAUGGCCCCGGUCCCAUCUGUCCAUGUAAUGGACCACGCCAUAAGAAAAUUUAUGGAAAAUGCUGCGACGACGCUACGGAUCAAUAAGCGCCUCGCUUUAAUGAAAUCUAUCGUAAGCGAUAAGUUGAAUAAGUACUAACUUGCCACGAAUAGUUGUUUAGUGAAGUUACUGUUACCUCUAUUUGAUACUUUAACUUUUAUUUGUACUCGCAUAUCGCUAUUGUCUUCGUAUUUUGAAAAAGUAAAUAUCCUUGCCGCGUAUUUAAUGUAAUUGUAUAAUAUUCUAUUGAACCUAAGCUAAAUAUAUGACACCACAGAGUAAAUAUACUUACCUAUUUUUGUAAGAAACUGUCGUACUCAGAGACUUAAUGAUUACUUAAACUAUUCCUUUCCUUAGUAACGAUUUUGUUCGACUGGGUUAAGUAAUCAUUAAAUGACUGAGUACGGCCGUAAGUCAUAUACCUAUUUGUGUUAGUUUAAGGGCAAGGCACUCUAAUAAUUGUAUUUUAUAGCAUUGCUGUUUCUAGAUCAAAUUAGGUGACAAUGGACAACCAUUGUCACCAAUAUAAACUAAUUUGUGUCCCAAGCGCCUAUUUAAUUCAUUGUUUAGUUGCAAAACCUAUUAGCGAUUGAGAACAAUUUCAUAAAUAUAAGUAAACAUGUGUCUAUGUUAGCAAGGUGAAUUGAGUUUACGUUUUUAUACUCAUUGUCUACAAAAUAUUAUUCUAAAAUGUAUGUCUAAAUUAGUGCCAGCAAAUAUAUGGGUCACAUUGAAAAGUAUAUGCGCCUGUAUAAACAUGUAUCCUUAUAUCAGGCCCAUAGUAAUGUAUUAUUAAGGAUUAUAUUAAUCGAAGUUGGGAGAAUAGAAGGUGCCUGUUUGUUAUGAUUUUUAUGUAAGUGGGAAGUGGAAAUUUUGUGAUGUGUCUGAGAAUCCUAUGAGAAUAUAGUGAUAAUAGUGAAUUAAAUAUUGAGGAGUAGGUAAUGUUUGUCUGUAUAUUCAUUGAAGUUUUGAUAUCUGUGGAGAGGAGUGAGUGUACUCUUUUUUGAUUAUGGUACUGGAGUAGUUUUUAUUUAUCUUCCACUUUGCACAUAUUUUAGAUGAAAUUGCUAUCCCCAUGGUUUUUGUGUGCAUUGCUAGCGCUAUAUUUCGACAUAUUUUAUAUCCAAAACAUAAGUUUUCGAGCAAUAUAAAUAGCACUAAUAAUGUACAUGUAAAAGCUGGUUAUUAAUGAAUACAAAAUUACGUGUCUAGCUCUUGAAACGAAUACUUCCUCAAUGUACGUGAAUAUAAUAUGUAAUUAGGUAAAAGUGCAAAAGUACUAUUGAGUGUGGAGUAUAUGCCUUUUAAUUGCAAUAAACAUUUAUUUUUAAUUUCUAAGGUAGAAAAACUAGCUCAGUACCUACUUUCAAGUUAUGACUGAUUUACUAGAUUACUAAUGAGUAGGUUGAUUCUUCAAGUUUUAAUAUUUUGUACAUAUUGAAGUAAUGUGUGGCUUGAGCAAUAAAUUAGGAAUUUGUGUUGCCAGGAUUUGAAAUAAUAGAUAUUUGCAAUAGUAAAGGAUCAUUACAGUUACAAAUACUUUUAAUAAGAGAAAUGAAAGAAAGAAAUAUUGUGUGAAAAGCCUUAUAAUAAUACUUCAAUUGUAUUAAUAUAACUGUUAUUGUGUGAUGUAUAAGUUAGCAAUAAAACAAAUAUAUAAUA